AAAAGACCGCUGCUAUCACUAACAGGAGCAUGAUGACGGUCGUUUUAAUACAUAUCUAAGAUCUUCAAGACCGACGUCUUCACACUUUCCCAAUCCCUUGACUGCUACCAUUACAUAGAUACAACAUGCCUCAUGGCAGAACCGGUGCCUAAGAAUCCGUCAUAUGAGGUUGAAAAGCCCAAGUUCUCGCAGUUCCUUACCUCUUCCGUUGUGACCGUCACCGUUGCAAAGUCGAGAGCGUUCUACCUCCAUUUCGACCUUCUCAUUGCCGAAUCAGAAAGAUUCUCUAACAGCCUGACGGGCAAGUUCAAGGAAGCAGAGGAAAAAGCUAUUGAAUUAGUGGAUGAAGAUCCCGAGCUUUUUGGAUUCUUUAUUAAAUACCUUUACCACAAUCGAUCUCUUCUUUCCCGCGAGAUCCAGCAUUACUCUGAAUACGUGACGCUGGCACGCCUCUAUGCCAUAGGAGAACGCCUUAUGGCACCGAAAUUCAAGGCGUACUCUUUUUGGAGAUUUGUCCAGUCACUAAGUAGCGACACGUUCAUCUCAGAUGAAAGCGUUUGUAAACUGCUCCGGAUCGCAUGUACAGAAAUUGCGGAGAGAGCCAGAGAGGAUCCUAUGAGAGCUUACAUAUUCUGGUACGCAGGGGCGAAGAUCAGCAAGCUUCAGAAAUCUGGCAUGUUUCGUCAAUUGUUAUGUGAUAAUCCGGAUCUGGGCAGGUAUUUAUGCUUAUGGAUAGGUGAAAGUAAACCAGCAAAAGCGGACAUGCCGAAUGAGCUUCGAUACCAGAAAUUUGCCCCGGAAAGCGAGUACCCCAUGCAAGGCGCCUCUAAGGCCGCUCCAAAGGCCGAAUAA
Messenger RNA from Bipolaris maydis ATCC 48331, 852 nucleotides. RefSeq lists its product as uncharacterized. Gene Ontology annotation, molecular function: protein binding. The record is from RefSeq and is a predicted model, not a curated record. Lineage: Eukaryota; Fungi; Ascomycota; Dothideomycetes; Pleosporales; Pleosporaceae.